UCAGUCACUCCUCGUCCACAAAUGUUAUAAUAAUAAGAAAUGGGCAGUAGAAAAAGCAGAUUUUAGCUGUACAACACAUGCUGCUGCCUGAGAUUCACGUUCAAGAUCCAUUGGGUUGCUUUGCUGUUGCGCCAACUAUGUAAUGUAGCACUCUCUCCUCGCAGCCAAAAAGAGACAGCAAGAGAGAUUUGGGAGAAGACUUGCCUUUUAAGUGAUGGGGGUGCUGACUUCUCAAGCGACUUAAUUAAUUUGUUUAGGACCCUCGUUUUUUUGGUGAAUAUGGAAGGGGCAAAGAGAUGGAGUGGCAUCUGAUGCUUCUUCAACACAUUGCAGAGUUAUUGAGAAUAUAUACCUAGAAGAGAGAGGAUCAGAGGGGGGAGUGUUCGAGAGAAGUCAAAGAGGAGGAGGAGAAGAAGAAGAAGAAGAGGGUCAGAUCAGAUCCAGUUGUUGGGAGCAAAUAUGGCUUCGAAGCUGAUCUUGAUCACAGUCUUCAUCUUUGAUGUCAUUGCCUUUGGACUUGCUAUUGCAGCUGAGCAGAGAAGAAGCACUGCCAAGAUUGUCCAGGACAGUGAAGUCCAGUACAACUACUGUGUGUAUGACUCGGACAUCUCUACCGGCUUUGGCGUCGGAGCAUUUUUGUUCCUAAUGCUUAGCCAAGUCAUCAUAAUGGCAGCGAGCCGCUGCUUCUGCUGCGGGAAGCCCUUGAGUCCCGGAGGCUCGCGCGCUUGGGCAGUCAUUCUUUUCAUUACCUGCUGGGUGUUCUUCUUCAUCGCGGAGGUGUGCUUGUUUGCGGGAUCGGUGACUAACGCUUACCACACCAAGUACAGGACCAUCUUCAGCGAGAACCCUCCCUCGUGUGAAACCGUGAGGAAGGGGGUGUUUGGCGCCGGGGCUGCCUUCAUCUUCUUCACGGCCAUCGUUUCGGAGUUCUACUACACUUGCUACUCCAGGGCCAUGGAAAGCUUCCAACCUUAUGGCAGAGAAACAGGUGUGGGCUUGGGCGCCUUCAAAUGAGAGCUUUCCUUGGCUUUGGGUUGAUCAUAUUCAUGACCAUGGAUAUUCCAUAGGGAUAUUGUGUAAGUUUUGAGGUGGAUCUCAUCCAGUAAUAGGUUUAAGGUAGUCGAUCAUACCCCUGUAUCGUCUGAACAAACUCAUAUCAUGAUACUGCAUUUGUUCUUUUGGGUGGGGUUUGUCAUGUAUGCAUUAAUAAGGCAAUGAUAUUGUUUUUUUUUUUUUGGUAA
This is a messenger RNA of Syzygium oleosum, 1241 nucleotides long. RefSeq lists its product as uncharacterized. The coding region runs from base 460 to 1014 and encodes 184 amino acids. The record is from RefSeq and is a predicted model, not a curated record. The transcript has 5 exons. NCBI's taxonomy places the organism in Eukaryota, Viridiplantae, Streptophyta, Magnoliopsida, Myrtales, Myrtaceae.